CGACUAAAAACGGGCUUCCUCCACGUCCAACAGCUGCUGGGCAGCAAGGAGCGGGCUAUCGACCUCGGCAAAGCUCACAAUGGUCGCCUGGAGCUCCUCGGGGCAGCAACUCAGGACAGACUCGUAUGAGUCUAAGUGGGGCGACUCGGGGAAGCUUCCGUAAGUCUACGCGUCAAUCGAAUCGUAGCCAGGGUGGUGCGGAUACAGAACGACUGCAGGUGGUGGUGGAUGGAGUGGACCGCACACCCAAGCCGCUGCUGUCGCUCAAUCCCACCGUCCUCAAGGGUGUCCAGAAUGACACCACAACGCCCAACAGCGAGUCAUCGGAGUUCUUCAUGGACCGCAUGUCCACCGCCGCCUUCACCAAGGCUGGCUGGUACAGCAAUGCGGACAGCGGCUCUCACACGCCCAAAAGCGAGAACGACUAUCCAGACUAUGAGAGUGAAAAGCGCGAUCGGGAGCGCAAAGCCGCGGAGGAUGCAGCAUUAGCUGCCAGCUACGGGGACGAGGGCGGCAGUGGGGAGCCGAUCCGCGGACUGUCGCGGGAGGAGGACCACCAGCUCCCGGCGCCCGCGCUGCUGAACGAGCGGGACCUGGAGCGCAGCGUAUACUUGACCCUGCACGAGACAGAGACGAUAUUCAUCUGGCAGGCGGCGGGUGUGACUGUGGCCAUGGACACGGAGGAGGCCAAGGCGGUGGAGGAGGCCAAUCGGCGCUAUGCCAACCUGCUCCACACCAAGCAGGCUACCGACAAGUACGUUGACGCGGAGGCCCAGACGCUGGUGGCCCUCACCAAGAGCCGUGACGUCCAGUCCGCUGUGCUGGUGACCCGGAACACCGGGAUGCAGGCCACUGCGUGGGAUAUCUCGGACACCUUCCGAGCCCUGGAUGAGGCCGCCGCGGACGCCGAUGACGACCCGCGGGGGGGUGCCGUGGGAACAUCCCUGCCGUCCAUCAGCCAGAUGGCAGGUGGCGUCGCCAAGUACAACCCCAAGCAGGGCACCGGGGAUGUCAGCGCCCGGGGGACUACUGCCAAUGCUGGGGGCCCGGGCCGCACCUCGAUGUUCACCGGGGGAACCAGCUACAUGUCGGGCCAGGGCACACAGGCCUCGGGCCAUAUGUCGGGACUGAGCGCCAACCUGCCCAACGGAGUACCCGUGGAGCAAGCCGCCCCUUCACCCGAACCCGCGGACCCGCUAAGAGCUCUGGCCAGUCUGCCGGAUGCGCUGAUGCUCAUGGAUAACGCCAUCAAUCAAAAUAACUACCUGCAACAACUGCUGCUGUACAGGGACAUUCAGCCGCUGCCCGGGAUUCGGUCCAAUGUUGCCAACGUCAUGCGCGGCGCAGUGUCAGGCGGCGGCAGUCCUGGAGACGAUGCCGAUUCGGACGUGCUCAGCCACACCGGUGGCGCGUCCGGCCGGGACACCCGCCCCCUCAGUGCCGCGCCCUCUGACGGAGGCCGCAGCCACCACUCCGAGAAUACCGCUGCACGCUCGGGGCCCCACAUCCAAGCGCGGACAAGCAACCAGCCUGGGCAGCUCAGCCGGCAGCCCUCGGAGAGGAGUAUCCCCAUGAGUCGGGGCAUGUCGCUGCGUGACGGGCACAGUGGCGGUGAUGGCCGGACCGCACGAAACUCCCACGGUGGGGGCGGUGGGGGCUUCAAUGGGCCCGGCUACGCGGCCAGUGUCGCGGAAAGCAACUGGCCUGAGGAGCUGCUGCAGGAGCUGGCUGACCUGGGCGACGACGCGCCGCGCAUGGAACAUCUGUGGGACUGGGUGUGUCCUAUGACCACGGGCAAGAAUGUGGCGUGCAUGGGUUGGAACAAGACGAACUCCGACCUGCUGGCGGUUGGAUACGGCUCCUACUCCUUCCCAUCGGGAAAUACGCAGCCGACGGCGGAGGGGGGAAUCUCCACAGAGCCCAAGGGUUUGGUGGCGUUUUGGUCCCUUAAGAACUUACAGCACCCGCUAUGGUACUUUGAGGUCAAGGCCGCUGUCACAGCGCUGGAUUUCUCCACAUACAGCCCCAAUGUGCUGGCGAUUGGGCUGUACGAUGGUACCGUUGCAAUUUACGACAUUAAGUCGCGGCAGGGCACGCCUUCUAUGGAGAGCGAUGUGCACAGCGGCAAGCAUUCAGACCCCGUAUGGAAGGUCAAAUGGCUGGACCACGGCCCCGAGCGCGAUGAACCCCUAGUGUCCAUCUCCACAGACGGCCGCGUAACCCAGUGGUCUAUCGCCAAGGGUCUUGAGUUCUCGGAUCUUAUGAAAUUAAAGCGCAUGGCUCGUCGUGGGGCCGGCGGGCCACCAUCCACAUCCGCUGCUGCAGCCGCCAAGGACGGCGGCGCCAAGGCGGCCGCAGCAGUGCCUGAGCAGCAGGACGCCUUCAUAAGUCGCCUUACUUCGGGCAUGGCGUUCGAUUUCUCAUCCCGAGAUGAGCGCAUCUAUGUGGCGGCUACGGAAGAUGGCUGGCUACAUAAAUGCAGCACGUCAUACAGCGAGCAAUAUCUGGAGUCGUACAGGGGACAUAUGGGCCCUGUGUACCAAGUGCAGUUCUCACCAUUUAAACGCGACAUGUUCAUAUCCGCAUCUGGGGACUGGACAAUACGCAUGUGGCAGGAGGGGCGCGACACGCCGCUUCUGACUUUCCAGGCGUCCACUAACGAGAUCAAUGACGUGCAGUGGUGUCCUACAAACUCAACGGUUUUUGGUUCCGUGACAGCCAGCGGGCGUUUGGAGAUCUGGGACUUCUCCUUGUCAACCGUCAAACCGGUGAUGCACCAGAAGACCACGAUGAAGCUGUCCUGCUUACUGUUCGCGCCCAACUACCCGGUAGUGGUGUGCGGCGGCGAGGAUGGGGCAGUGAAGGCGUAUCGCAUCUUCAACGUCUCGCACGAGUACGACACUUUGCAGGAGCAACUGGAGCGACUAGAUGACUGCAUCCGCGCCAAUGUGAUGAAGAGCCAGGCAGCAGCGUAAAGUUAAAUAAAAUAGCACGGGGCAAUGAGACAGUGACCCAUGUGUUGCAUUGUGCAUAUCCCAGGCAUGACAUUGCUAAUGGUAAUGCCACGUCUGGUGUCCCCAUGUUUGGGCGCAUUUGUGACUAGCAAAUAGGCCGCAAGCGCCAACCUUUCAUUGUACAAGCAUGCCAGACAGAAUUAAUGUCAUUGCACCCUCC
This is a messenger RNA of Volvox carteri f. nagariensis, 3174 nucleotides long. RefSeq lists its product as uncharacterized. Gene Ontology annotation, biological process: cilium movement. Gene Ontology annotation, cellular component: axonemal dynein complex. Bases 126 to 2975 code for a protein of 949 amino acids. The transcript is spliced from 12 exons. NCBI's taxonomy places the organism in Eukaryota, Viridiplantae, Chlorophyta, Chlorophyceae, Chlamydomonadales, Volvocaceae. The record is from RefSeq and is a predicted model, not a curated record. Gene Ontology annotation, molecular function: dynein light chain binding; dynein heavy chain binding.